Molecule: messenger RNA, 5023 nt
Organism: Chiroxiphia lanceolata (lance-tailed manakin)
Lineage: Eukaryota; Metazoa; Chordata; Aves; Passeriformes; Pipridae
Gene: ASB7
Product: ankyrin repeat and SOCS box containing 7
Exons: 8
Coding region: 425-1381 (318 amino acids)
Biological process (GO): intracellular signal transduction
Molecular function (GO): protein binding
Source: RefSeq, a predicted model, not a curated record
CCCGGCCCGCCCCGCCCCGCCCGGCACCGCCACACGGGUCACGCAGGUUUAAGCUGCCUUAAAGGAGAAUUAAAAAUUGUGACUCCAAAGAAUGAAAUAAGACAGAAGAGAGAAAACAGCACUCAAAAAAACCCCCCAGUAAGUGCUCACGCAGGACAAGGGGCCUGUCACUAAAGGCUGGAGCCAAAGGAAAUGAAAGGGGUAGCAGGUUGUUUGACAUACAUGGGCACAGAAGAUUAUGAACAGUGAAGACAAUGAAGAGUGGGACAUCCAUGAAAGAGUAACAACAUCUGAUAAGGUGCUUUUUGUUAUUGUAGGUACUUUCACUGUGAAAUGCUGUCAUUUCUGAAGAAAAUGUUGACUGUUUAUGAUGUGUGACCAGUGUGCCCUCAUGAGGCUCCUGUAGAAGCCAGAUCCAGCUAGGAUGUUACACCACCACUGCCGGAGGAACCCUGAGCUACAGGAAGAGUUGCAGAUCCAGGCUGCGGUGGCCGCCGGCGAUGUCCACACCGUGCGCAAGAUGCUGGAGCAGGGAUACUCUCCCAACGGUCGGGAUGCCAACGGCUGGACUUUGCUUCAUUUCUCUGCAGCGAGAGGGAAGGAGAGAUGUGUCCGUGUUUUCCUUGAACAUGGAGCCGACCCCACGGUGAAGGACUUGAUCGGCGGCUUCACGGCCCUGCACUACGCGGCCAUGCACGGCCGGGCGAGGAUCGCGCGCCUCAUGCUGGAAUCCGAGUACAGGAGCGACAUCAUCAACGCCAAGAGCAACGACGGCUGGACUCCCCUGCACGUCGCGGCCCACUACGGCAGGGACUCCUUUGUCAGGCUCCUCCUGGAGUUCAAGGCUGAGGUUGAUCCGCUCAGCGAUAAAGGUACUACCCCACUCCAGCUGGCCAUUAUCCGGGAGAGGUCAAGCUGUGUGAAAAUCCUCCUGGAUCACAAUGCCAACAUCGACAUUCAGAACGGUUUCCUGUUGCGAUACGCUGUGAUCAAAAGCAAUCACUCCUACUGCCGAAUGUUCCUCCAGAGAGGGGCCGACACAAACUUGGGUCGCUUGGAAGAUGGACAGACACCCUUACACUUGUCUGCUCUUAGAGAUGAUGUGCUUUGUGCACAAAUGUUGUAUAAUUACGGAGCAGACACUAACACAAGGAACUAUGAAGGACAGACCCCACUGGCUGUUUCAAUAAGUAUUUCUGGAAGUAGCCGACCCUGUCUGGAUUUCUUACAAGAAGUGACAAGGCAGCCCAGGAACUUGCAAGAUCUAUGCCGAAUUAAAAUCCGUCAGUGUAUAGGCCUUCAAAACCUCAAACUACUUGAUGAACUACCCAUUGCCAAGGUCAUGAAAGACUACUUAAAACACAAAUUUGAUGAUAUCUGAUAUCCAUGAAGAGAAGAACUCUGAGCAAGUUUAGUUAUAUUCCAGAUACUGAAGAGGCUUGUUGCCUUGCACAAAGUAUAUCCUAUGCAAAUUCUGAUUUUUCUGUGAAGUCAGAAGGCAGGUAUACACUUCCUUGGGUUUUUUAUACCACACGCUAGAAGGUCUUAAUUUUUGGUUUCUUGGUCCAGGUUUACAAGGUCCAAGCUUUCUAUACAAUGUUGCAUUUUAAAACUUGCUGUCGGUUUUCUGUUUGUUCUCACCUUACCUGUGCAGCCUUGCAGUGGGGAUGGAAGGCGGCCCCUCGAGGGAAGUGGUUGGUUUGAGUUGGAUGCUGAGCAGUGAUUCAAGAAAAUAAAAAGUUUGGAAAUCAAGGCACCAGUCCUGCAAAAGGAUACAGAAGGACCUCCAGAGCCCUGUCUGUUGGGCCUCUCUUCUCUGCCAGGUGUAUGUUUUUGCAGGACAGAGGGAAGAGUUAUAAUCGACAUGUCCUCGGGUACUGUAUGAAUAUAAUUUGGAAAUGGAAGGAAAAAAUGCAGUUACCCUGUUCAAUUUGAGGGUCUAUACAUUGGCUUUUUUAAUUAUUUUUUUCCUAAUUACUCUGCUUGGGAUGCCCAUAAAAUUCAGGCCCUCUUUGCUGACAUUCCCUGUUAAAUGGGUGGCUGUUUGUAAAUCUGUUUUUACCAGUGACAGUACACUACAGAGAGGCAUAGCCUCUGUAUUUUUUACAUUAACUUAAGAGGAAACAAAUUUAGAUUUUUUUGAAGCCAAUGUAUUCUGUUGCUCAUACAGUGCCUCCUGUGCAAUAAUCUCUCUGAUGUAUUUUCCCUUUAUGUGUGAUUCCCCCACUAUUCCCCAUUUAGUCUCAGUGCAUUAUUUGAGAGAACAGGAGCUGCUGCCUCACUGUAGUGUUGAUGUGACAUUACAGAAGUGAUGCAGCAGUUGCUGUUCAUUAUUACUCCCUGGAUUUCAUGAAUGUAUAACCUGUUUUAUUUCACUUUCAGUUGGAAUUUUAUCUACAGGUUCUCAGCCAAAUUGUGUCCACUUAAAAAAAAAAGAAAGAAAUUGGCCAAACCCUUUUGUUUUAAAAGCAGUGACAGAUUUUUCUUUUUUUGGUUGCUCUGAAAUUGUUUCGGGUUUAGAGAGUGGGAAGUGCACAGAAGUUAUUAAGAUUUUACAUGUGCAUUAAAAAGAAAAGCCCCAUUCACAUUGGAAGUUUAAAUUGUACAAUUAAUCUGAAAGGGGUACUGAAAUCUGGCUGCUGAAUGUGGUUUUCAUACUAGGUAUUCAAAGAGCUGUUAAAGAGUUUUUGUUUCUGAUCAUAGGAAAAAAAAUCAGUUUGUUGAUCGAAAGAAGAUUGGGCCAAGAUGUGCAGUUGUUUCACUGUCUUCAUUUUCAAGGCAUUACAGAGUCAUCAUAAGGUUCUUGCCAGUGUCCUCUACCUUUCUUUUGGCAUCCAAAAAAGCCUCUCAAGUAUCAGGAGUGUUUUUGUACCAGUUACACCAGUGGAAGCGGGAGAUGAAAGGAAUGGUGGUGGCUUUUAAAUUUCACGCUACCAUUUCCAAAAUAUUCAAUAUUAAAAAUAGGAAAAGCAAGGUGAAGCAGGUAUACUCACAUUAUUUUAACUGUGCUAGUUCCUUUUAACACCUCCUAACCCCAGAGUGCAGCUCCUUGAACACGAACCUCAUGUUCAUCAUGCUGAUGGAUGCACCGGAACUGUGGCAAGCAAGGAGGAUUAUCCCUCCCUAUUGUGCCUGGCAUUGCAUCAGGUUUCCAAACAAUAAGGGAUUUUGGAGAUUCAUGGCUCAGAGGAUUGGUGAUGGGAUGUUGAACCUUUUUAUCUCCAGCUUGUGUGGGUUCAAGUCCAGCCUGCUGGAGCAGUGACCGAAAGUUCUUGUCUCAGCAGCUGGAACGAGCAAGUCCAGCCACACACCGGGUUGUAGAGCUUUGUGGAGCUUCCUCCAGGUUGUGUCUCUGGUGGUGGCACCGUGGCAGGGACAACCUGAGGGUGUGGGUGGAGUGGAAGAGCUCUUGUGUGUGGUGGUGUCUGUUGGCUCCCGUUGAAGCAGAAAAGGUCGAGCCCUUCUGAUGGUCGAGCUCUCCAGGGCUGAGACAGGACACACUGGCAGGUUUAAAGCAUAAAUCUUCUGUUUUGUGACAUGAGAUUAGGAUCUUAAAAUCGCUUUCUUUUAAAAACAAAAACGAAAAGCAAACUUGGUAUUGUUCACUACAUUUGUAAGUUGGUCUCAAACCAAUGUUCUUCCCCACUGAAUUUUUACAGUCAUAUUUUCUAAGGUAAUCUAGAGUAUAUUUUAGUUGCAAUCUAUAUUAAGGCAAAUUAUUUGUUCUGUCUGUUGCUGUGACUGAAGAAAAUUAUGGAAGACUUUGUUGGUAACAAGAAUGCUAUUUAAUGAAGAAAUGUGUAAUUCCAUUAUUUAUUGUUUGAGGUUUGUUUUUUUGUUAUUUCUUUUAAGUAAACUGACAUCUAAAGGGAACACACAAAUGUUUCAGGCCAGUAAAAAGCCUUUCUUUUAAAUGAGUUUUCAUCCCCUCCUCUCCCCAAGGUGGAGGGAAGCCCUCACCCUUUUUUACAAUGCUAAGCCAUCUCUUGUAGCUGGUUUCUCACCUUAAUUCUACAAAGCACCUCAGCACACGUGUCUCUGAAAAUACUGAUAGUCCUGCUCUCUAUCUUCAGUUAUCCAUGUGCUCAAGUGCAAAGGAAGUGGGAUUAUUCAUUGAUAAUCCUAUCCAAAUUUCAGUAAUAGGGAAUUUGGUCUUUUUUUUAUUAUUAUUAUUAUUUUCAUUGUUGUGCACAAAUAGUUUGAAGGACAAACUGAGCUUUGUUUUUCAUUUGGACUAGAAUGUGGAAGGAAAAGUGCAUAACAUGGACUUGUGAUGUAGCCUCGUUCCGUUACCUUGAAAUUCACGGUUGAACACUUUUAAUAAACCUUAAAAAAUUGGCAAACACACCAAAGAAUCAAUAUGAGUAAAAGACUCUGAUCAUUAACAAACUGCAAACCUCAUCCUUUAAAACAAAGCAGAAAGUUUUUGUAAAUAUUUAUGUUUAUAAAUGUACAGCAGAGUAAGAGUGUUUUUUAGAUUAUUUAAUUACCAUAUUUCUAAACUAUUUACAUUAUAGACAAUACUUGUUAGUUUGAAAAGCUCGAGUGGUUUUUUUUGUUUUGUUUUGUUUUGAGUUUGUUUUCUUUUCUUUUUUUUUUUCUUUUAAAUUCAUUAUCACUCAUGCUUGGAAUAACUCUGGCUUCCUUGGAAUAGUGUGGAAAAUUCAGUUUUCUGGCUCUGGUUGGCAAUCAUAGGAGAACCACAUCUGGACGAACUCAUCAGAUGAAUACCCAGAGGCAAAAGAAAAUAUGUGGUGUGUUUACCAGGGUGGGCUGGGCUGGGCUGGAUGAAAAACCUGCCCACAAGUCCAGCUUCCAUAACUCUGUGUUACUGAUACCAUCAUGUAUUUUGUUCUUCCUUUGCAAUGUAAGUUUUUUGCUUUGGGUCAAUUUGAAUUUAAAAAAAAAAAAAAAAAGAAAAAAGAAAAAAGUUAAACCUGGUUAAAACCUAUUUUUGGUUUAUGUUCUGUUUAUUUCUAAUGUAAUGUUUUAAUAACAUAAUACCACUUUACACCUUUUCUCU